This is a messenger RNA of Rhizoctonia solani, 1896 nucleotides long. Its product is annotated as Retrovirus-related Pol polyprotein from transposon TNT 1-94. Gene Ontology annotation, molecular function: serine-type endopeptidase activity; nucleic acid binding. The record is from RefSeq and is a predicted model, not a curated record. Bases 1 to 1896 code for a protein of 631 amino acids. Lineage: Eukaryota; Fungi; Basidiomycota; Agaricomycetes; Cantharellales; Ceratobasidiaceae. Gene Ontology annotation, biological process: proteolysis. The transcript has 11 exons.
AUGGGUCUUUGUUGGAGAAAGCCCAGUACCACACAAGAAAGGAGAGGGUGUAGUUUAAUGGUGGCCGACUUUGUGUGUGAGUUUGGGUGGUUGCGUGGACCGAAUGGUGAAUCUGCGAGAGUAACAAUGUUUCCCGGGGGCGACAAAGAUGGAUGGUUUACAAACGACCGUGUCAUUCUUCAACUAGAGGAUGCUGUCAAAAUUGUCAACGAACACUUCCCCCAGUUCACUCACAUAUUUGUGUACGACAAUGCUCCUUCGCACACGAAACGCUCGCUUUCCUCACUUUCCGCUUAUGGAAUGCCCAAGGGUCCGCUUCUGGACUGGCCUUACUACAAGGACAAGGACGACAAACGCGUGUUUGAGUUCUAUGACCCAAACGAACCCAAUCGUUUCAAGGGAAUGUCGUGGAUUCUUCGAGAGCGCGGUCUCGGUCAUCUUGCCGAUUUGAACGCAGUUUGCACGAAGGGAUGUGAACCAGGGAAGACUGACUGUUGCUGUCGUCGGGUAAUGAUGAACCAGCCAGAUUUCAAUAAUCGUGAAUCAGGCUUACAAGAGGCUGCUCGAGAGCUGGGAACUGAAGUGGUAUUUCUCCCAAAGUACCACUGUGAGCUGAGUAUGAUAGAGCAAGUCUGGGGAUACGCAAAAAGAGACUAUCGAGAUAAUCCCCCUAAUAGUAGCUCAAAAAAGUUGAAGGAGAACGCACUAAAGGCAUUAGAAUCACCCCCAAUUUUAUCGAUGCGCAAGUUCGCUGCUCGUUCUCAACGUUUUGCCGAUGGAUAUGACCAUGGUAUGGACGGGUCCCAAGCUGCUGCGUGGCUACAACGAUAUUCAACAUCACCGAGAGACCCAGCACAUAUUCCCACAUCCACCGAGCCUCUCAUCCGCGGCAAUGUUGGACUCAACCUUGCUCCUGUUGUUUCCCACCCAUCUGCCGAGCAGGCCAUCAUUCCGAACCAGUACAUUGUCGUGCUGAAGCCUGAGGCUACGCUCGACGACCUUAAUGCACAUGCGAUGGCCGUGCAGUCGCACGAUGAGACCAGCCCGCUGACCGACGGACCUGGGCUGACACACAUCUUCGACGGGGUACUGAAGGGUGUGGCUGGCAAGUUCAGCGAUGCGACGCUUGACAAGAUUCGUGCUACACGGUUCCUCAGAAUGAUGUUGACGAGGACGUACGGUGUCGCCAAGAAGGCACAGGUCCACGCCGUCAAGGUUCUUGGCUCAAACGGCAGUGGUUCCAUGGCCGAUGUCACCUCGCACAAGGGCUCCGUUGCCAACAUGUCGCUCGGUGGCGGCAAGUCUCCUGCUCUCGACCGUGCCGUUAACGCUGCUGUCCGCAACGGAAUGCACUUUGCCGUUGCUGCUGGUAAUGACAACAAGGAUGCCUGCAACUACUCGCCUGCUGCAGCCGAACUUGCUGUGACUGUCGGUGCCAGCACCUCGCGGCCUUGCGUUGACAUCUUUGCCCCUGGUCUCAACAUUUUGAGCACUUGGAUUGGCAGCAAGACCGCCACCAAUACCAUCUCGGGUACUUCCAUGGCGUCCCCCCAUACUGCAGGACUCCUCGCCUACUACCUGUCUCUUCACGGCACAGCUACCUUCAACCCCGUUCUUUCUGAUGCCAGCAAGGCUUUGGUCUCGAACUGGAACCCGACUGCAGCAAAGAACAUGCCCGUCUCGGUAUCUGUCGAGUCGUUCUACAACGAGGAUGGGACACUUGAUGUGACUCAGUUCGGUGGCAUCACUCCUGCUCAGCUUAAGCAGGCUCUCAUCGAUCUUGGUGAGAGGGGCAAGCUCAGCGCACUUCCUGAGAAUACAGUCAAUAUCCUGAUCUUUAACAAUGCCACCGACGCCAAGGGCCACCUUGGUACUAAGUUGAUACCUGUUGUAUGA